AUGGGGUUGGGAAAGAAUGAAAAUGGAUUCCCUGUAUUAGACUCCUUACAUCGACUUGAAACGCUAAAGGUGCACUUCUUCAAUUCUCCAAAAAUAGGUCCUUCAAGAUUAAAUUUCCCAUUGAAUCUCAAGAAACUGACUUUAUGCAAAUUUUAUCUGCCGCCUGCUGAAAUUUCAAUCAUUGCCAAACUUGUCAAACUUGAGAUACUUAAACUGCAACAAGUUGUUUUUGAAAGGGAGGAAUGGGAAGUGGCAGAUGAAGAGUUCCCUAAGCUCAAGUUGUUGAAGCUAGAAAAUCUCAAACUCUCACAAUGGAGAGCAUCUGAUGAAGCCUUCCAGAACCUUAGGCGAUUGGUUGUAACAAGAUGUUUAAAACUCGAAGCAAUCCCUCUUUGUUUCGCGGAUUUGUGUAGUUUGGAGAGGAUUGAGGUAAAGUCAUGCAAUCAAUCUGUUGCUGACUCAGCCAUGGAUAUCCGAAAUACACAGGGUGAAGUAUAUGGGAUAGAUUAUACCAAAGUCUCUAUUGAGCUUUGA
This is a messenger RNA of Nicotiana tabacum (common tobacco), 534 nucleotides long. Its product is annotated as putative late blight resistance protein homolog R1A-3. The record is from RefSeq and is a predicted model, not a curated record. Lineage: Eukaryota; Viridiplantae; Streptophyta; Magnoliopsida; Solanales; Solanaceae.